AUGAGUACAUAUCCGGAGUCGUCCGAUAGGCCUGUAACGACAUCAUCAACUGACUUGGUGAAUCUGGGAGCUCAACUGAGCGAAGUGCUAAACAGGUUCAAUGAACUGAAUAUGGAAAUGACAGCACAACGACGUGUAAUUGAUCAGCUAGUCACUGGGAGCAGCGGCGGUAUCCAGCGGGAACCCUUACCUGCCAAUCCAACUGAACCAAUACUUUUACCCUGUACUCAAACCUCCUUUACUCCACAUUUUGCAAAUCCGCAUAAGGAAACUUUUACUUAUUCCACUCCUGGCCUCCCACAUACCCAUGCGCCCACUACCCAAGCCAAUCCUCCUGACCUCCAAAUUUCCCAAAAUCAUCCAUCUGUAAAUCUGAACAUGCCACUUGAAUCUCAAGAGCCAUAUUACAAUUUCACUGUUGAACCAUUCACGCUGGAUACCGCUGUCCAAGGGAAAGUUGAAGCUGGGGGAUCCUUCGCACCAAUUGACAAGAAUUUGCUAAAAAGGUUGGAUCGGUUUGAUGAAUUCAUGAGAAAGAGUCAGGGUUUGAGCAAACAAGGGAGCUUGAAUUAUAACGAGUUAUGCCUGUUUCCUAACAUGCAACUACCCGUGGGUUUUAAAGCACCCAAAUUUAGCAAAUAUGACGGAACGGGCAAUCCCAAGACGCAUCUCCGAAUGUUUGCCAACAAGUUGGGCAAGCCAAUGGAUGACGAGAAUCUGCCAGUUCGUUUGUUUCCUGAAAGCUUAGAAGGCGAUGCACUGGACUGGUAUUCCAAUUUGAAGCCCGAGGAUAUGAGAACAUGGUUGGACUUAUCAACCGCUUUUAUAAGGCAAUACGAAUACAAUUGCGAGUUGGCUCCAACAAGGACCACACUGGAAGGAACUAAAAGGAAACCAUUUGAGGAUCACAAGACGUAUGCAAAAAGAUGGAGAAAAUUGGUUGCCAAGGUGGAACCCCCCAUGACUGAAGAUGAAAUUGUGCGUACAUUUAUUAAAACUCAUGACCCGCCCUAUUUUGAGGAGAUUUUUCGCAUGACUGGAUGUUCCUUCGCAGAAAUUGUUAAUAAAUUGGAAGAGUAUGAUGAGUUUGUGAGAGCAGGAAAGAUUGUUAAUGUGUCAGCUCUGAAAUCACAAUUGGAAGCGAUGCAAAAUCAAGACGAUAGUAGUAAGAAAUCCCAGUUCGAGAAGAAAGAGGAGGAAACUUCAUUUGUUUGGAACCAAGGCCUUUCUUUCUUACCUAGGUACCGACAAUACCCCACUUGUCCAUCCCAUUACUCAUACCAGUCACACCCUCGACCUGUCUAUCGUACUACCAUUAACCAUCAUCGACCCCGACCAAAUUAUCCAAACACACCCACAACACCAUUUCAUAUUUCUCCACCUAACUUCCAAACUAGACCUCGCCCUCCUUAUAAUCCCAGAUCUGUUCCACCAAACAAACAGAACUACAACCAUCUUCAAACCCAUGAAAUACAAAAUCCCGGCCGAUCUCGAGUUUUUACCAAUUUAGGCAGGCCCAUUGACCAACUGUACGAACAACUCAAGGCCGCCGGUAAAAUUGAUGACAUACCUCCUCCAAACUACCCUCGUCGAGGCUUCUCUGCUGGGUACGACCCUCAAGCCGCUUGUGCUUAUCAUUCUGAAGCGCCCGGUCACUCGACUGGUAACUGUUGGAUACUGAAGUAUAAGAUCCAGGAUAUGAUUGAAGCAGGAGAUAUAGUGUUAAAGGAGAGGGAAGAACAAGGAUCGAACACAAGUACGAAUCCCUUUCCCGAACACAAGGACACCUAUGAAACAUUUACCCCCGAUGAGAAAACUUGA
Messenger RNA from Coffea arabica (coffee), 1821 nucleotides. Lineage: Eukaryota; Viridiplantae; Streptophyta; Magnoliopsida; Gentianales; Rubiaceae. The record is from RefSeq and is a predicted model, not a curated record.